AUGAAGUUUACUGACGGACUAUGGAGGCGGCCCACGGGCGUGCAGUUCCAAGGCGGCGUUGAGGUCGUCGAGGUGCUGCAGCACGACACGCGCGGGAUCGAGGCGCUCGUCGCAAUCCGCCAUGUCGCUUCGCGCGGGGACACGCUGAAUGGCUCGCUCAUCACGCUCAACGUCUCAUCGCCGAUGGACGACGUGAUCAAGGUCCGCAUUGAGCACCACCAGGGCGGGCGUGAGCGGGGUCCGCACUUCGAGCUCUUUCCUGACGGCGAGCCACCGGCGCCGAAGACGUCAGCCGCAAAGGGCGGAGACUCGCUGUCGUUCACCAGCGGCGCUCUCAAAGUCGACCUCAACACCGCGCCCUUCUCGUACGGCCUGACCUUCUCCGAUGCCUCCUCGGGGUCGGACAACUUCCUCUGCGCCGUCCAGCCGAAGGGGAGUGCGGUGGUCGACGUGCCCGCACACCUCACCCUCGGGAUGCAGUCCCAGAACGGCUGCCUCACCACGCUGCCGGAUACGAUGGUGCGCACGGACCACUUUGGUGUCGACGGCACGCUGAACCGCGGCCUUGUGCGGUUCAUGCUGAACGAGACGACGCUCUCGAUCGGGGAGAACAUCUACGGCCUCGGCGAGCGGUUCGGCCCCUUCAUCAAGAACGGCCAGGUCGUCGGCAUCUGGAACCAAGACGGUGGCACGUCGUCGGAGCAGACGUAUAAGAACAUUCCAUUCUUCCUGUCCUCAAAAGGCUACGGCAUGUUUGUCAACCACACCGAGGAGGUCGAGUUUGAGGUCGGUCGCGAGAAGUGCUCCAAGGUCGGGGUGAGCGUGCGGGGCGAGCGGCUCGAGUACUUCAUCAUUGGUGGCGGUUCGAUGAAGGCGGCCCUGCAGAACUAUGUGCGGAUGACAGGCCGCCCGGCGCUGCCCCCGGCGUGGACGUACGGCCUGUACCUCUCGACGUCGUUCACGACCUCGUACGACCAGAAGACUGUGUCUGGCUUCCUUGCCGGGAUGCGAGAGCGUAACUGCCCCGUGCGCGUGCUCCACCUCGACUGCUUCUGGAUGAAGCGGUACGACUGGUGCUCGUUCGACUUUGACCCCGACACGUUCCCCGACCCGGAGCGGUACAUUGCGGAUGUGAAGAAGGAGUACGGCGUCAAAGUGUGCGUGUGGAUCAACCCGUACAUCUCGCAGCGGGCCUCGAUCUUCAAAGAGGGCGCUGAGAAGGGAUACUUCCUCAAACGCAAGAACGGCGACGUCUGGCAGUGGGACGAGUGGCAGGCCGGCAAUGCCAUCGUCGACUUCACCAACCCCGCCGCGCACAAGUGGUACGCUGGGCUCGUGACCAAGCUGCUCGACAUGGGCGUCGACACGGUCAAGACCGACUUUGGCGAGCGUAUCCCGCAUCAGGACGUCGUGUACUUUGACGGCUCGGACCCGGCCAAGGCGCACAACUUCUACUCGUUCAUGUACAACAAGUGCGUGUUCGAGGCCGUCGAGGCCAAGUACGGCAAGAAUGAGGCGGCGCUGUUCGCGCGCUCCGCCACGGCGGGCGGGCAGAGGUUCCCCGUACACUGGGGAGGAGACUGCGAGUCGACGUUUGAGGCGAUGGGCGAGACGCUGCGCGGCGGGCUGUCGCUCGCGGCGUCGGGCUUCGCCUUCUGGUCGCACGAUAUCGGCGGGUUCGAGGGCCAUCCGCCGCCCGAAAUCUUCUGCCGCUGGGUCGCGUUCGGCCUCUUCUCGUCCCACUCGCGCCUGCACGGCUCCAACUCGUACCGUGUUCCUUGGAACUAUGGCGACGAAGCGACGGCCAUCACGGCCAAGAUGGUGCGCGCAAAGUGCCGCCUCAUGCCGUACAUCUACGCGCAGAGCAUCCUCGCGCACGAGAUCGGCACGCCCGUGAUGCGCGCCAUGGUGAUUGAGUUCCCCGAGGACCCGGCCUGUGCCUUCCUUGACAAGCAGUACAUGUUUGGAGACUCGCUGCUUGUCGCGCCGGUGUUCCACGCAUCAGAGGCCACGUUCUACAUCCCAGCUGGGAAGUGGACGUGCUUCUGGACUGGCGAGAUCAUCGAGGGCCCGAGGUACGUCAGCAAGAAGGACUACCCGCUCGACUCGAUCCCCGUCUACGUUCGCCCGAACAGUGUGCUCCUUCUUGGUCCCGAGGAUGUUGAGCUCCCCGACUACGAGUAUGGCAAGGCCGGACUCGAGGUGCGCACCUAUGAGCUUGAGGAGGAGGUCGAGGUCAAGGUACCCACCGGCAAGGGCGCGGCGUGGGCUGGCUCGGUCAAGGUCGCACCUGGGGGUAAGAUCACCGCUUCGGAGGUCAAGGUUAGGGCGUGA
This is a messenger RNA of Vanrija pseudolonga, 2334 nucleotides long. RefSeq names its product Alpha-xylosidase. NCBI's taxonomy places the organism in Eukaryota, Fungi, Basidiomycota, Tremellomycetes, Trichosporonales, Trichosporonaceae. The coding region runs from base 1 to 2334 and encodes 777 amino acids. Gene Ontology annotation, molecular function: hydrolase activity, hydrolyzing O-glycosyl compounds; carbohydrate binding. The record is from RefSeq and is a predicted model, not a curated record. Gene Ontology annotation, biological process: carbohydrate metabolic process. The transcript has 4 exons.